AUGGGAGGAUGUUCUUCAAAUGAACAAAUCACUAAUAGAGUUGAGUUAGAUGAUAAUAAUAUUCAGGAAGAAAAUCUAGAAGAAGUUACUAAGAAACCUGACACAGUUCCAAAAAAUCAAGAACUCCUAAAUGAUUUAGAUAAUUGCAUCCCUAAAAAUAUAUAUGAACCAAGUCGAUGGAAUAUUGUAGAUACAAAGUUGAGAGAUCUAUUAGUAGAAAAAGGACCAAUUAGAAUAACUGACAUAAAUUUUUCAAAGGAUAAUCUCUCUAGACAUUUUUCUACAACACAUUAUAUUCAAAUAUUGGAAAAUGGAGAAAGACAUGAAAGACAAUGGUUAAUUUACUCUAAAGAUUUGGAUGAAGUUUUUUGUUUUUGUUGUAAAUUAUUUAGUACAACUGCUCGUACUUGUAACAGCAAACUAGCUAGUAAAGGUAGUAAUGAUUGGAGAAAUCUUAUUGCUAAGCUUAAAGAUCAUGAAGUAACAAUGAGAAUAUUAUUAAUAUGA
This is a messenger RNA of Lycium barbarum (goji berry), 507 nucleotides long. RefSeq lists its product as uncharacterized. Bases 1 to 507 code for a protein of 168 amino acids. The record is from RefSeq and is a predicted model, not a curated record. Lineage: Eukaryota; Viridiplantae; Streptophyta; Magnoliopsida; Solanales; Solanaceae. The transcript has a single exon.